Messenger RNA from Staurois parvus, 297 nucleotides. The record is from the annotation of a GenBank genome assembly. Lineage: Eukaryota; Metazoa; Chordata; Amphibia; Anura; Ranidae.
GCGGUAACCCCGAGCUACACUCGGGAAUACCCUGCAGCAUUGCUCCGGGAUCCCUCGGUCACUUACCUUGUCCUUCGCUCCCGCGAUGUCCCUCCUGCAGUGUCCCCGGCAAUGUAAUCCGGCUGAUGCCGACGAUGUCCCCCCUGCAGAUGCCAGCAUCUGUCUUCUGGGUACCAUUCCCUGCGACGUCGGGACGUACGGGGGACGGGAAAUUUAAAAAUUUUAAAAAGUGACAUUCACUAAAUACACUAAAAUCACAUAGUAUAACAUUCCUGUAUCAAACCAUUUCACAUACAU